This is a messenger RNA of Astyanax mexicanus (Mexican tetra), 5275 nucleotides long. It is a transcript of the gene setd4, whose product is annotated as SET domain containing 4. The coding region runs from base 2477 to 3829 and encodes 450 amino acids. The transcript has 10 exons. The record is from RefSeq and is a predicted model, not a curated record. NCBI's taxonomy places the organism in Eukaryota, Metazoa, Chordata, Actinopteri, Characiformes, Acestrorhamphidae. Gene Ontology annotation, molecular function: transcription coactivator activity; histone H3K36 methyltransferase activity; protein binding. Gene Ontology annotation, biological process: peptidyl-lysine monomethylation; peptidyl-lysine dimethylation; peptidyl-lysine trimethylation.
GGACCUUGUCACGUGGUUUUGGCGCGAGAAGGAAAGGGGCGUUCCCCUUUAAACAAACAGGUGCGAGCCCCUGCGGACUAACUGUUAAACUUUAAACAAUAAUUCCCCAUAUUCUGUAUUACUGUAAACCUGUGUUCUAUCUGAACAUGCCCAGAUCGCUGCCAAAGUCAACAUACCUUCUCUGGUUGAAUGUAGGUCAAUCUGAAGUGGAAUUAGAACAUUUAAUUGUGACCAAAACCCAACGUUUGGUAACAAUGUGAAAAUCUGACUUAAUGCUGUUGGGUGUUUAUAUGUUGUAGGUAAAAUUCAACAUUUUUUCUGCUCAACGUUUUUGAUAGACAUGUGACUUUUUUCAACCAGUAUUCAAAAUCGAAUGUCUAAUUUUGGAGCCUGAUGUCAACCCAAUGUAUUAUUUACUAUAUUUAUUGUAAUAUUUUUCGUGUAUUAGUGAGAAAACAGUAACAAAAGAAAAGUGCACUGUAUAAAUCCCCAUAAUCCAUUAUUACUGUAAACCUGUGGUCUAUCUGAACAUGCCCAGCUUAUCUGGUUGAAUGUAGGUCAUGACAUCAGGUGACCAAAACUCAAUCUAAGGUAGAAUUAGAAUAUUUAAUUGUGAAGCAUGGUGACCAAAACCCAAACUGCUAACAAUGUGAAAAUCUACUGCUGUUGGGUGUUUAUAUGCUGUAACGUUAGGUAACUAAAAUUCAACGUUUUUCUGCUCAACAAUUUUGAUAGACAUGUGACUUUAUUUUUUAACCAGUAUUCUAAAUCUAACGUCUAAUGUCGGAGCCUGAUGUCAACCCAAUGUAUUUAAAAAAUAGCAAUAAUGAUCUCCAACCGAAAUUCAGCGCCUGUCUAAUGUUCAAGCUUGAUGUAAUUAAUGCAGGUAUCUGUACUGUUUAUCGUGUAUUAGUGAGAGAACAGGAACAGCAGAAAAGCCAUAUUCUGUUAUUACUGUAAGCCUUCUAAAGUAGCUAGCGUUAAUAUUACAUGUUAGCGAUGUUUUAGAUUAGCCAGACUAGCAGGCUAGUGCAUACAGACACCCACACAGGACAACAGAAACGAGUUACGUGGUCUUGUAAAAUCGUAUGCAGGACUAUAUCACAUAUUUCAUCAUUUGAUCAUCACACUAAUUGUUUAUUUCUUUUGAAUACAUUUUUUCUUAAUCUAGGAUUGAUAUUUAGGGUUCUUGGUUAAAUCGGAGCGAAAUCCUCGUUUAAUUCGUCAGGAGGCGCUAUUUCCUAAUAUAUCGGCCAUUGCUUUAAAUUCUCUAAAGACUAUAACAGUAAGUUAGUUUCUAGUGCUUUCACUGUACUGCUCGCAAACUACUUUUAAUAUAACUUAAAAAUGGCGCUUUGCUGAGGGUACGCACAGUAAACACACAUGACUCUCAACCACGUAUCUGUAUGGAUUUAACGUUAGCUAUUUUUCUGACUGAAAUCCAGAGUAAAAAAACUCAAGCGACUCAUUAAAAAGACUACACAAAUGCAGCAUUUAGCCUCGUGUAGAUUUCCAACACUGUAAAUGGAGCACGUUUAGGAUUCUCUAGUUCUCAAGACUUCUAGUUUUCUCGUUGUUGGAGUGCUGUAAGAUUUUCAGAGAAAGCACUGCACUGGACUUGAUAUAACGCAGUUGAUCAACACCGUCACACAACACUAGACCUCAAGCAGUUUGGACUGUGUGCCUCUUCCUCCAGACUUUGCUUCCUUGAUUUACAAAUGAAAUGUUAUAUCAAGUCCAAAGUCAGUGCAGUGUUUUUUUUUUUUUCUGGAAAAUCUUACAGCACUUCAUGCUUCCCUCUGCUGACAACUUUUAUGGAGAUAUGGAUUUCAUUUUCCAACAGGAUUUGGCACAUUGCCCACACUGCCAAAAGUACCAAUUGGUCUUGUAUAAUAUUCUCAUUUUCGGAGACUGAGAUUUUGGGGUUUCGUUGGCUGUAGGUAUAAAUAAACGCUUAAAAUAGAACAGUUUUGAUCUGAAUUACUGAAAUAAAGUACAUUUUCAUUGAUAUUCUAUUAUUUUGAGAUGCAUUUGUAUCAUCUGCAACAUCCUUUCGAGGAGCUGUUGAAGGUAGCAUCAGACAGCGGCUGCGCAGAAAAGUCUUGCUUGUGCUGCACUGUAUAGUAUUCGGAUCGUCCGUUUCCCUGCAAAGCUCUGAGCGACUUGUAUAGAAAUCAGCGUUUACGCAGCUUUACGUAGCGGACGCGCUUACGUCAUCAGCUGUGGGAGAAAACACAUGGCCGAAAGCGGAGUGAGGAACAGACAAAAAGUGUAGUUAUUUUGUGUACUUUAAGAUACAGUUCGAGUUAAUGACACUCAAACACUCAAAACAAACCAAUAAUAAAGAGAGUACGCUCUAUAAAACACAGUAUAACAGUUAAUAUUUGUUUAGCUGAACCAUGUUACGCUAGAUUGUUGCUUAAUGUUUAAAGCUAAUAUGAGUGUGUGAGAGAAUUUAUAUUAAACAUAAGACACUAUGAAGAACAGCAGAGGAAGACGAGCAAGGAAAAAGAGGAGAAAAAGAGAAGAGGCUCAAAGUGUUACAUUAUCACACGAAGCUCCGUUUGUGGAUCUAAGACGAUGGCUCACAAAGAAGGGGUUUAAUUCUCAGUCCCUAAUUCCAGCAAACUUCUCAGACACUGGAAGAGGGCUAAUGUCUACACAGCCUAUCAAGGCCAAUGAUGUGGUGAUUUCAUUACCUGAGAGGUGCCUGUUGACUACAAGUACAGUUCUGAAGAGUUACCUGGGAGAAUAUAUAAAGAGGUGGAAGCCCUCAGUAUCUCCACUGGUAGCCCUCUGUACUUUUCUUAUUGCUGAGAGACAUUAUGGAGAAGCAGCAGAUUGGAGCCCUUACAUUAGAGUCUUGCCCAAGUCCUACACGUGCCCUGUCUACUUCUCAGCUGACAUCAUGGAGCUAUUGCCUCGGGAUGUAUGGAAAAAGGCAGUGGAGCAAAAGGAACGAUUUCAGGAGCUUUAUUUCUCCUCACAGCCUUUCUUCUUAUCACUUCAGCCUCUUUUUACUCAGCCUGUGGAGAAUCUGUUUACCCAGGAUGCAUUUUGCUGGGCCUGGUGCAGUGUGAACACACGUACGGUGUAUAUGGAGCACGCCCAGAGCGAAUUUCUGUCAAGGGAGAAGGAUGUCUUUGCUCUGGCACCAUAUCUGGACCUACUCAAUCACUGUCCUACAGUACAGGUUGAAGCUGGCUUCAAUAAGCUUACGAGCUGCUAUGAGAUCCGAAGUAUCCAAGGAUGUAGAAAAUUCCAGCAAGCCUUCAUCUGCUAUGGUCCUCAUGAUAACCAACGACUCCUUCUGGAAUAUGGUUUUGUUGCCCACGGCAACAUACACAGCGUGGUCUACGUUGACUUAGGUACUCUAAAGUUGUGUCUGGAUGAAGGAGACAAACAACUACCUCAGAAGCUCCUGUUUCUGAAGAAGAAUGAUUUUUUAAGAAAUCUUACGUUUGGUGUAGAUGGACCAUCCUGGAGACUGAUGACUGUGCUUAGAUUACUGUCUCUAAAGCCACAGCAAUACUCCACCUGGAAGAAUGUCCUGUUGGGGGCAGCAGUGAGCCAAGAUAGAGAGGAGUGGCACAUUCAUACUGCUUUAACACUGUGCCAGCAUCUCAGUGACGACAAUGCCAGUGCAGUGGAGAGGUUAACUCUGCUAAAAGACGGAUCAGACCAGGCUCGACUUGAACAGCUCGGCGUGGUCGAGGGCCUGAGACGAGAGGAACGGGUGAUUCUGGAACACUCCAAAGACGUUCUCCGAAGCCUUCUGCCACAAUCUUCGCCAUGGCAACAGGACGGCAUUCAGAACAAGGAACGCUGAAGGAGCCAGAGGGCAUUGUCACUACUCGUGUUCCUGCCAAGACGUGGAGGAUUUGGCCAAAUCUGAGCAAAGGGAACUGGGAUAUUUCUUGGGCUGCACAAUAAUAGGCCUUGUACCCAUUCACCAAGUGCUGGAACCCCAGCUAGCGAGUGUGUCCAAAAUAGGCGAAGCGCUCGGCUGGAUUUACAACCAUCCCAGCAUGAAUGGGGAACAGGCAGCAGCAUGCCAGCUUGGGGACUGGUGAAGAGUGCAGGCGGAGAGAAUGAAAAGUAAAAAUAGAAUAGAAUGAUAAGAAAGGUUCCUGAAGCAUUGGCUCUCUUUAUAUCUCUUAACUAUACAUCAUGGAAGUGCUAGUUCUAAACACUGACAUUCUGAAAGUCAUAGGACAGCAGUAUGUAAAUAGUAUGAUCAUGUUAUCAUGUGUUGCCUCAGGGCAUUGCACAGGAUUCCUCACACCUGUAAGUUACGAGGUAAUAUCUUGUUUGUGUGGUUUAACACUAGCACUUAAGCCUCAACACAUCCUAAUUAUUUCAGUGGAGAGAGCUGCCACAUGGUUUGGUGCAUGCUGGGUCGCGUUGUGUUAAGUAGAACGCAGCUUUGCUGUCCGGCGAAAAACUUUAUUCAAAUGAAUCUGGCGGCCCGAGCUGUAUCCAGCCAAUAAGGGAACAGUAGGCUGCUACAUCACACACAUAUGAGCACACCACACACACUGAACAGGCGCCUUUUAACCACAGAAGAGAAGCUGAAAAUGGCGGAAUAUGGAUUUAUAGAACCAUAGAUAACAGUGAGAUUGAUUAAAAUUUUUUAAUCACAGGCUGCAUCUGUGAGCUGAUGUAUUGGAACCGAGUCAUUGCACUUCCCUCCAAACGCGCUGUGAUGCUACUCGGCAAUGCUGCAUCAGCAGCAGUUCAAAAAGAGGCGGUGGCUGACUUCACGUGUCGGAGGAGGCGUGUGCUAGUCUUCACACUUCAAGUGAUAGAGGGAGUUCUAAUAAGUGGGUUGGGUAAUUGUCUGUGUAAAUUGGCGAGAAAAUGGGAAAAAACAAAAAUUAAAAUCUUAAACUUAUAAUUGCCGAAUGUUUAAAAUUGAAUGUUCCAAGACCCACAGUGUCACUUGUGUACCAAGAGUACAUCACAGAAAGUAUUAACACCCACAGUGGACAGUCUGGCUAGAAUUGUGAACAGAAGAGCAGCUCUGGAUAGAAUUAUAUCCAUUUCUAAUACAGGAGGCCCCACACACAUAUCUCACAGGUCAGUGCAGAGAACUCUUUCUUCUAUGGGAUGUGGCACACAAUACUAUUUCGUAUAACAAGACUUCUGGCAUGUUAGUUCUACUACCAUGAUGUCAGGACUGAGAAUAACCUGAGUGCUUCCAUUCCACGUGUCCUGAGAGAUCCCAGCCACAAGAGUCAAGCUGUACUUGAAGCACAAAGAGCUCUUGAUACAG